GCUUCCGGUCGUCGCGUCGCCGCUGCUGCCGCUGCUGCUGCUGCUGAGGCUGCUGGCGGAGGCCGGAGGAUCGGGCGGCGGCGGCGGCGGCGGCUGAGAGGGCGGCGGCGGGAGCGGAGCGGGACGAGGGAGCGAGAGGGAGCGAGCGAGGAGCGAGCGGAGCGUCCAGCCCCGCCCGCCCUUCCGCCCGCCUGAGGAGCCGGAGCAGCCCGGGCCCCCAGCCGCCGCGGCCGCCGCCGCCGCCCGCCCGCCCGCCGGACAAAGCCUCGAACCCGCGCCACAGCCAUGUCCUCGUCCGCCGGCAGCGGCCACCAGCCCAGCCAGAGCCGCGCCAUCCCCACCCGCACCGUGCCCAUCAGCGACGCCGCGCAGCUACCUCAUGACUAUUGCACCACGCCCGGGGGGACGCUCUUCUCCACCACGCCGGGAGGAACCAGAAUCAUUUAUGAUAGAAAGUUUCUGUUGGAUCGUCGCAAUUCUCCCAUGGCUCAGACCCCACCCUGCCAUCUGCCCAACAUCCCAGGAGUCACCAGCCCUGGCACCUUAAUCGAAGACUCCAAAGUAGAAGUAAACAAUUUGAACAACUUGAACAAUCAUGACAGGAAGCAUGCAGUUGGGGAUGAUGCUCAGUUUGAGAUGGACAUCUGACUGUCCUGCCAGGAUCUGAAGAAAAGCAGCAACACUGAUACUGUGUGUACCUGAUUUGCCAAUAGGAUCAACGAUGAAGAGACAGAAGAGGCAGUACCAGCAGUCCCUGUCGCACUCUCCACCUCCUCUCUUUCUCUGGGUGCCAAACAUGGGAAGAUGAGCUUCAUCUGACCAUUUCCUCUCCCUGUUUCCCAUUCCCCUUCCCAGUUAGAUUAGAUUGCAAGCCCUUGUCUUAUUUCUGUAGAACCAAGUGGCCCACAGAGGAAAACAGUUAAGCUUUGGCUUCUCUGGUCCUUUUUAUACUGAGAAAUCUCCCCUCCCCUGAUUGUUUUUCAAUCCCAAAUCAAAUAGCAGCUGACCUGAAGCUGCCUGGUUGGGAGGUCCGGGGACGGAAGACAGAGAUUUGGUGGGUUCAGCUUUUUGUUCUUACUCUCUGGCUCCCCAUCCUGUCUCCCACCAUGGAUCAGUGCCACCAGAGUGAGCUUGGGGUCUUCACAACCAUUAGAGGGUAAACAUUACCUUGAGAUCUUUGUCCUCCGGGACAGAGCACAGUUUGUGCAGCUCCAGUAGCAUUACCCUAUGACACUGUAUUGAGGUUCGCUUCCUCUGGGAAGAAUGUCUUCUGUCUUUGGUAUUGCAGUUCAUCUUCCCAUUCCUUUACUUAGCACAUUUAUACAAAAUAUUUUAACUCUACAUUGGAAAGGAGUUCUCGUCUCCCAUUCCUCCCACUUGCAUCUGGUUGCUUAGGGUCGUCUUGGACGUUCUCUGUCCGGGUGAUUUCAUCUGCUCCCAGAGAAGGCCCAUACCAAGUGGUGGAAGCACUUUGGGCACGGCCUGAUCAUGUUAGUAUUCUGCCAGAUGGUGCCCAGGGGUGCCCGCAGACAAGCGGUGAGCCAGUCCUUAGUAGUCAGUUUCUAAGCCAAGGAGCAUUGUGAUACUUGUUGUCUCAGAGUGCAGUGUGUUAUAUUUUGAGUUUAAAGUUGACUUUCAGAAUGUCUGUGGAAAAGAACUGAACUUUUUCCCUUUGUGGACCUGCUUUGACUGCUGAAAUAGAUAAGCAUCGGUUUAAAAAUGUGUUCCUCCCACUUUUCUUGCCUUACCCAUCGUACUCUGAAUUUUCCCUUUCCUCCCGCUUUCCUUCCUUUUUCUCUAUCAGGCCAUUUUUCAAAUAUACAUCAGAGAUACCUCAAUUGUUGGUAUCUGAUAUCUGUCACUUCUCUUAUAUGAGGAGUGGCCUUUUAUUUUUAAAAUGACUACAGACCUAUUUUUAGAUAUGUUUUCAGUACAAGUUUGAACAGCAACUUUUUAAAUUAAACAUCUUCCAGUGUUAGGAAGGUGACAGGUGUCUGUCGGUGAGUCUGCUGUUCUGUGUCACCAUCCUUUGUCUCCUCCAGCCUUUUAUGAGUGCUUUCCUUCUCCCUCUAGUUUUGGGUGUGCAUGUUUGGAGUUUGUCCUGGGUGGUUUAUAAAUCUGGACCAGUCUGCCUGGCUGUGGGUUGUUCGUGAAAGCCUCGUUCUUUCCCUUCACCCUUCGCUUUUCCCUCCCCCUCCUCUCCACCCUGCUGUCCCGUGACUAUUGAAUGGCACAAUAAACCCCAGAGAGUGACUCCCCUCAAGGAAGACUGACGUCUCUGUUCCCUCACAGAAGACAAAGUACCACUGGCGUCCCGGAAAUUUCUGAUUGGAUUUGGUGUCCCGAACCCCUUUUGGAGAUCAGUUCCAGGGUGAGCGUAAUAGGCCAAUUGACUCAGAAGGAAAACUGUUUGUUUUUCUUUUCAACUAUGAAAAGACCCUGUUUGCAGAUAGGUUUUAGAGGAGAGGAAGGAUGUGUGAGGAACUUUGUUCUGUUUUCUGCAACAAAAUGUGAAUAGUUCAGAGUGAAACCUUUUGUGAUGGUUGUUGUCUCAGGAAUACGUUGCAUCACCAAUUUGGUGAUACCUUUAGUCUCAAAAAUUGAUCAGAAUGGUAUUUUUUGUUUGUUUGUCUAAUGUAUCCCUGUUCUGAUUUUAAUUAAACUUCAAAUUUCAUUUUACAUAGUCUUGGAAAACUUAAGCUGCACUAUAAUUUACACUAGAGGAUUGUCAGGACCUUUUUGCCCCCUGGGGAGCUUAAGUCUUUGGAAAUGGAGCCUUUCCUUCUUCAUACCCUGACCCUGGCAUCCUCUGGAACCCGAGCCCAACUGUAGGUAGUAGGCCUGUCAGCCAGCGGAAGAGCACCCCAUCCCCUCUUGAUCUUUAAUGCUGCACAUGAAAACAUGGCUUCCUCACCGAACAAAGGGGAAUGGAAUUAAAACAUGCCAGCUUGAGUGGUUUCAAGAUGCCAUUUCCCCCCUUUGCCAUCUUGGGGAAUCUGCGUGCCACCCCCUAAUCAGAGGCCAUGUUUUAGUAUUUCUUAGGAGUGUCAUCUGUAGCCUAUAGUAAUUGCCUGAUCUCAUAGCCUUCUCUUCAAGAACUUCCUCACUGCUUGGUGCAGUUCAUUCCUGGAGGCCACUGCUACCUUGACCUCCCCAAAUCAGUAUUUAUCACACAGCAACAGGUUAGCUGCCACCGAUGAUACCUUUGUGCCAUGCUUCACAGAAUGUUUUUGGGAGCAGCCAGAAUUCAGUAGUUGGUUUGCUUCUGGAUAUUUGGAAGGCUCACAGAUGAAGCUCUAAAUAAAUAUUUUAAUCCUGGUUUUUUUCUAGGGGAGGGAACACUCUUAGGGUACCAUUUGAGUGAGAUGAUUCUUAAGAUAUUGACAUUCAUUUGUACCUUGCUUUUUAUGAGUGGCUUCCCUGAGCUGAGUGACCGAGAGAGAGGGCAAGAAGGAAUACGCAUGCACUGCCUUUUAUGACAGUCUCUGAAAGCACUGACUUUCACAUUUACUUUUUCUUAGAAGCAAACCAUGAAGCCCAGCAAAUGCCCGAGGAGGGGAAUUACAUCCUACCCACUGAGCAGUAUCAAAGAAUUUGUGGCUAUGUCUACCACACCCCAACAGAGGAGGAAAUUAGGUUGACAGUGGUGGGUUUGAAUCAGAUCAUAGAUUUCCAGAGAGAAAUUGCUACCAAAAGCAGGUCUCCAAGUCAUGCAUCACCAGACUGGCACAGAGUGCAGACUUUCUCUUUUCCCAAAGCCUGCUGGUUUGGAGAAGUGUUGAGAAAUGGCAAUUUUCAGGAGAACUAGGAUAUCCAUAUACCUCCUGACUACCAGCAGCCCAGAGAUGUUUCUCUGCAAUCUUGCUGUCUCAAGUCUUGAUUACUACUUAGUUGCUAUCUUCUUUAGCCAAGAAGUAACAAAGAAAGGAAAUUGGAUCCUUUUUAGUAGAAUCACUAAAGCUGAUUUAACUGGAGUCAGGAUUGUCAAGCAAAGGGAGCAAAUGUGAAUUAGACAUUAGGUUAUUGGACUGAAGAAAAGUUAGCCGUUAAGAUUUAGGGUGAAACAGAUGAUAUCAGGAAACCAGGCCCCCAGCAGAGUUGGUGCUUGGUGUGGUCUCUGACCAUACUAGUUCAAAGAAAUGUGGGUUGCGUCGCUCACCCAAGAAACCACUUCUCAAUAAAGUAGGUACCAUCUGGGGAUUAAAAAUGUCUGCUGAUGGUCCCUUUAAACCCAGUGUGCCAGUUAACUGUGUAUCCCACCUCAUCUUGGGCUUCCUGGUGGAAAUUUUUCUUAGAGAAUCAAUGCUAUCUUCACCUUUGAGUGAAACUUAGAUGAGGCUCGUAAGUUCAACACAUUCUUAGUGUCUGGUUUGUGUUUCUGGCACCCAUGUCUGACCAAGCUUCUACAUUUUGGCCAUCUUAAGGAUGCAAGUUCUUGUUUGGUCAUGCUCUGCCUCUGUCUAGCACUUUCUUACAUGUAGCCCUGCUUGUUUGGGAGUAUACCAGAAUAAGAAGCAAUGUUGCUGGGGCAGCUGUAAGAAAAGGUACUUCCAGAAGUAAAAAAACUUUAAAAUACCUUCAAAUGAAUUUUGAUUUUCCUUCUGAUUCUGAGGUAGAAUCAAAAUAGAUGGUCGUUUACUUUUUGCUGCUCGGUUACUAGCUCUUCGGAAGACCUUACUUUCCUAGUUCAAAUGUUUCCACUAGAAUGCCACCUGCUAGGUGUGUGGGUUUCACCCCCAGAACCCAUCAAGUGGCAAUUGAGUGCCUGCUUGGAAUCAAGGCAGCUGGUGUAAGGGGUUCAUCUCACUGGCAGCAAUAUCCCAGAGACCAAAUCUUUCUCCCCAUCUUAGAUACCUGAUGGGGAUUCGAUUAUCUUGACUAAAGCCAGCCCUCAGCCCUUUGCCUACCCCUUUUAGCAAGAAGGCCCCACUACUUCUGUCUGGUCCAAAACUUAUCCUUGGUUUCUAUCUGGACAGUGUGCAUAUGAGCAGCUAUUUACUGAUCUGUGAAACCCAAUCACCCACCUGUGACUUGGAAGAGGGUAGUACUGCUAAAGAAGCUGUGUUUCUUUGGGAGUGCAGUUUCUGUCUGGAGUUAGAAGGGGGUAUACUCUCUGCCUCCCCCAGUAAAAGAUGAAAUCAGACCUUAAGGCAGUUAGGUCACAAUUCUUGAGAAUGAUUAUUCCCAGGGAGCAUUUGUUAUUCUAGUGAUGACUUUCCAGCUUGUUGUUGGGAGUUUCCUUGAAGCUAGAAAUGUCUUACUGGAGGCUCUUAAGGAUGAUUAUUGACACAUACUCACUUCGCAAACAUACGUUAACACCUUUUUCAUCCUCUGGAAUUUAAAUCUCUAUCUCUGGGCUGGUCCUGGAAGUUGAUACCUUUUGGCAAAGUUUUAGAUUUAGGAGACGUCUUGAGUCCCUGGUCUGUGGUUUCUCUGCUUAACCCCUGGCUGCAGCCCAGCCGAACAUACCGUAUGGUGGGUGCCCAGUGAAGAAAUCCCAAGAUGAAACACAUUUCCCAGGGUAUUUAAACUCGCUCUGCCACCUGUCUUGAGUGGGAGGCUGGUAGAGAUGCUGCAAUGCUUGAUAAUCAUGUGGCCACUGAAAUUUCCAAAGGGAGCUCUUGCCAGUGCUUAAAACCAAAAUUCCUGGAUACUUCAAACUUAAAGAAUUCCAUGAUUCUAGCACAGAAUAUCCAUUCUUGCUCUAGUGUCUCCCCUUCCUCUCCAUCUUAAUCUUAAAAAAUGGAAACAAAACCCAGAGCCAAGGCCAAGGGUAAUGUUUACUUGAAACCUGGAGAGCAGGGAGGCACACUGAGAGAUGGGGCUAGUCGCUUGGGUGAGCCGUCCUGCUCCGGGUGUCUGUAUCCAAAUCCUGAGUACUGUGAGCCAGUGCCUUUCCUUCACCUGAAGAUGGAGUCCAUCUUUCCACCUGGGUGAGGAGACCCUCUGCUUUAAGGGUAUGCCUUAAAGGUGUCUUGGAGAGCCCAGAGGACACAUGUUCAGGUGUCCAUUUUAAGCAUCUGUAAAGUAUUUUAUAUAUAUAUUAAAAAAAAUGCCCUUGUCUUAGUGCCACCAAAAUGGCUCCAUCCAUUUCGAAUGGAAAAGUGGGGACUACCAGUACUUUCCUUGGUCUUCCCUUCCUCUCCUUUAAUGUGGUUCCCCCUUAGCUGUUUGUCGCUUCACCGUCGUGGACGGGUAGCAGAGGGUGCCGUGCAGCCCUGUGUGAUUCCUUGACCGUUUUGUGUGUGUGUGUGUGUGACUGUCCUUCCAUACCAGCAGGUCUUUGGAAAUUAGGGGAAAAUUAAAUUCUCACCUACGGUUGCUGUUACAGUUAAAUCAAUAAAGAUCUUGAAUAUCAACUUGGUGUUUUGUUUGAUUUUG
Talpa occidentalis (Iberian mole) is the source of this 6381-nucleotide messenger RNA. RefSeq names its product eukaryotic translation initiation factor 4E binding protein 2 (gene EIF4EBP2). The transcript has 3 exons. Lineage: Eukaryota; Metazoa; Chordata; Mammalia; Eulipotyphla; Talpidae. The record is from RefSeq and is a predicted model, not a curated record. Gene Ontology annotation, cellular component: cytoplasm. Gene Ontology annotation, biological process: negative regulation of translational initiation. Bases 286 to 648 code for a protein of 120 amino acids. Gene Ontology annotation, molecular function: eukaryotic initiation factor 4E binding.